GAGGUCCCGUGCCCCGACCUCGACGCGUCUUGCUCGCUUGGGGUCAAGCUGUCCGCGUCUCCCCAAUUAUUACGCCCCCGCUGGCGGUACUACCUGACUGGAGUACCUGCCGUAACGUUGUUGUUGAUUGCAGACAGAGAGGCGAGCGAGUGGCUGUCCGCGGCCCGACCCCCGGGACACGCCACGCAACCGCCACCCCCGUCCGUCGCCGUCGCGUCCCCCGAACACAAAGCCAGGGCAGGGAACAGAACAGAACAGAACAGAACAGUGGGACACAGCCACACGCGUCCAGCUCCCGCUCCCGCUCCCGCCCGCCUCGUCUCCGUCUCCUCCGGUUCCUCCUCCCCUCCUCCCUCCGCGCUUCUCUCUGCCCAGUCUCCACCAGAUUUGUUCUCCACCUUUAUGCCGCCAACGCCCCCAUGGCGCCAACCGCACCACGGCCGCCCCGCCGAGCCGCGACCCUGACGCUCCUCCUGCCCGUCCUCCUCCUAUCCUCCCCGUCCCUCUCCUUCUCCGCUGCCGCCUCGCCGCCGCCGCCGUCGAGCCCCGCCCCGCUCCGCGCGCCGCCGCGGCGGGUCGCGUCCGACUCCGACGGCGCCCCCGCGCCGCCGCACCACCCCCCGCACCACCACCACCACCACCACCACCACCGCCCGCCGCCCCCGCCGCCCAGGCGGCGGCUCAACUUCGGCGAGAGGCUCGGGAUCGCCUUCGCCGGCGUCGCCGUGGCAAUGCAGGUCGUCCUCGGCGCGCUCCUGGCGCUGCGCGCCUGGCAGCUGCGCCGGCUCGACAGGGCCGAGGUGUCCUCCUCCACGCCCCUCACCUGACCCGACCUGACCGCCUGCCCGUCUGCUCUGCUCCUUGCUAUGCUCGCCAGAUCCAAGCCCUGGAGUACUUGACCGUAAAAACGUGUGCCAACUUGACUGAGCAGCUGUCCGCUGAAGAGCCUGAAUGAGCAGCUGUCCUAUAUGGAUGUGGGAUGUUCUUCUUGGCACCUGUGUUCUACUCCUUCUGUAUCUAAAUAUUUGCAGUUAGGAAGAACCAAUAUAAUACCCCCAACUACAAUUAUUAUGGUACAGAGGGAAUACUAGUUAGAUACCUUAGCAUUUGUUUGUAGCCGUGAAGUUUAAUUCAUUCAGUCUAAAUAAGUUUUGUGCAUCGAAA
This is a messenger RNA of Hordeum vulgare subsp. vulgare (domesticated barley), 1164 nucleotides long. RefSeq names its product lysine-rich arabinogalactan protein 19. Bases 420 to 827 code for a protein of 135 amino acids. The record is from RefSeq and is a predicted model, not a curated record. The transcript is spliced from 2 exons. Lineage: Eukaryota; Viridiplantae; Streptophyta; Magnoliopsida; Poales; Poaceae.